Messenger RNA from Tripterygium wilfordii, 1293 nucleotides. Its product is annotated as probable aspartic protease At2g35615. Bases 1 to 1293 code for a protein of 430 amino acids. NCBI's taxonomy places the organism in Eukaryota, Viridiplantae, Streptophyta, Magnoliopsida, Celastrales, Celastraceae. Gene Ontology annotation, cellular component: extracellular region. The transcript has a single exon. The record is from RefSeq and is a predicted model, not a curated record.
AUGCAUCACUUGAUCUUCAUCUCCAUUCUCAUUUUCUUCAAUGCAUUGAUUCUGCAUCCAAUAAAAGCAGAAACAAAUUCUUUUGGCUUCGAUCUUAUUCAUCGUGAUUCAAAAUUCUCUCCAUUUUAUAACCAAUCCCUGACUGACUCCGAGCUUUCAAGGAAAUCCUUUAUCCGUUCGCUCAAUCGCCUCAAUCAGUUCAAUUCAUCUAUGUAUAUAGAUGGAAAAUUUAUUGGCUCAUCUGAUUUAACCGAUCAGGGAGGUGACUAUCUCAUGACCACAUAUAUAGGUAAAGUAGAAGGGAAUCCAAUUAAACUAGUUGCUUACCCAAGCAUGUUAGAUUACUUUACUUGGGUACGAUGUGGCAGUCAAGAUCAAUCACUUUAUGAUCCAACAAAGUCAUCUACCUAUAAACCAGUUACCUAUGGCUCAGAAAUGUGCCAAGCUAUGAAACAUACGAAGGAAGGGGAAUCACAAGUGUGCAAAUACAAGUAUCGUUCUAGUGACGAUAAAUUCGAAUCCUCUGGAGUGUUGAGCACUGAGGCAUUCUACUUGAAUUCCCCUGAGAAAGAUGAAAAAUUUCCCGGUAUAGUGUUUGGAUGCGAUCACUCACAUGAAGAUGAUCUGGAGGAUGGUAUUCAAGCUGUUGUUGGUCUCGGUCAAGGGUCGAAAUUAUCCCUGGUUCAUCAGUUGGGAAGAAAAGUCGGUGGGAAAUUCUCCUAUUGCUUGGAACAGCAGUCAGUAACUCAUGCUAGUAAGAUUAGAUUCGGAUCAGAUAUUAUACUCUACAAUAGAGAAUUAGAAUAUAAAGCUAAAAUUACUUACGAUAAUCCCUAUCCCUUCUACUACGUCACUCUUGAAGCCAUUAGCAUUAAUCGCAAGAGAACAGAGAUACAUCGACCCAUGAGAGUCGACAUUCAGACAGCGAUAACAACGUUCCCUCCGAAAAUAUACGAACAACUCCUUGAUACGUUAACAAAAGCAGCUAGAGGUGAAACCCCAUUCAAACAUCAGGAAUACAACACUUGCUUCCACAAAAGUAGAUUUUCUCACGGAGUCCCCGAACUUAAAUUACAUUUCAAAGCAACCUUUGGAUCUAAAGCAAUCUUUCCUUUGGAUCCUCAUCACUUUCUUGUGUUUUUUGAUAAAAUCAUAUGCUUGACAAUAGUCCCAAAAGAGGGUGCGUUUUAUGUUUUGGGGAACAGGGCACAAGUAAACGUUCAGAUGAUAUUUGACCUAUCAAACCGUGUACUCACUUAUGCUCCACUUAACUGCAUCCAAUUUUCGGUUUAA